AUGCAUGCAACAACAAUUGCCUGCAAGGAGGGAUUAAGCACAAUUGUAACGCUGAGAUGUGGUGAAAUUGUGGAUGUAACUAACAUGAAUAACAGGUCGACCGAUCUGGCUCAAAUUCAAAUUCCCCCAAAAUGUGCAGUGGGAACUUGUGAUGGAUGUGUCUUCCAUUUUAUGGUCGUAUCGCCACUUGCGUGUCCCGCCUGCAAAAUGGAGGAUUAUAAGCGGAUUGAAGGAGGCUGCUUUGGCGGCACUAUGGAAAUUACACUCUUGCCUCCGAAAUUGGAAUACAAAUAUAUGAAACUUGUGGAAGGCGCGGAAGCAAGAGCCAAGAGCUCAUUCGGCAGUUCCGGAUCGGAUGCUAAUCAGCAGGGCACAGAAUGUGGCAUACCAGAGGACGAGAAGGAGACAGAACUCUAUCCAAAUCAAUUCGUCAGUGCUAUUGCGGGGGGACAAAGUGACAAAAAAUGGAAUACACUCAAUCCGUCUACCAGUGGUGAUAAUGGAACUGGAUUCGGACCUGUUAUAUUCAGAAGUCGAACUGCAGACGAUUCGCACAUUCUAACCCUCGACGAUGGCAACGAGCCAAUAUAA
Molecule: messenger RNA, 591 nt
Organism: Rodentolepis nana
Lineage: Eukaryota; Metazoa; Platyhelminthes; Cestoda; Cyclophyllidea; Hymenolepididae
Source: the annotation of a GenBank genome assembly